Molecule: messenger RNA, 431 nt
Organism: Drosophila biarmipes
Lineage: Eukaryota; Metazoa; Arthropoda; Insecta; Diptera; Drosophilidae
Product: larval cuticle protein 65Ag1-like
Exons: 2
Coding region: 33-350 (105 amino acids)
Cellular component (GO): chitin-based extracellular matrix
Molecular function (GO): structural constituent of chitin-based larval cuticle
Source: RefSeq, a predicted model, not a curated record
CUUCGAGAUCAUCACACUAGCCAAAAAUAACUAUGAAGUUCCUGAUUGUCUUCGUUGCCCUCUUCGCCGUGGCUCUGGCCGCUCCUGCCGAUCCGGAGGCUAAAAUCGUGCGAUCGGAAUCCGACGUUGGACCCGAGAGCUUCAAAUACGACUGGGAGACUAGCGAUGGUCAGGGAGCUCAGGCCCAAGGUGUGCUGAAGAACAUUGGGUCCGAGAAUGAGGCCAUCUCCGUCCAGGGAUCCUACCGCUUCGUGGCCGAUGAUGGUGUCACCUACGAAGUCACCUACAUCGCCGAUGAGAACGGAUUCCAGCCCCAGGGUGCCCAUCUGCCCGUUGCCCCCGAGGCUUAAACCAUCCAAAGUUCUUUGUUAAUAAUGAAAAAGAAUCUAAGUCAUAAAACCUAUACAAAUAAAUAUAAAAUAUAAAAUGAA